AUGUGCUCAAAAUCAUUUGGAACGCUAAAAAAUAGCAGAUUCAUUGCUGAGCAGAGUAAAUGCCAAUUACGUAAACGUUUUGCGAACGAGUCGUGGACGCUGCGCGCGCGUUUGCCAUCAUUACACUACAGUAGGUGGUCGGUCGCUUGUUCAUCUCUCCGAUUUGAACAUUGUUAUGGAACAGCGCUAUCAAUUGCUGGAUCGAAAUACACCGAUGAGACCGUUAUGCUGCAGCAAGCUAGUGAUGGAUGGCAUCCCAUCGAAGUUCAGUGGGGAUUCAGACAUUCGGAUUCCGAACGAACUUGA
Molecule: messenger RNA, 306 nt
Organism: Anisakis simplex (herring worm)
Lineage: Eukaryota; Metazoa; Nematoda; Chromadorea; Rhabditida; Anisakidae
Source: the annotation of a GenBank genome assembly